Molecule: messenger RNA, 6733 nt
Organism: Grus americana (Whooping crane)
Lineage: Eukaryota; Metazoa; Chordata; Aves; Gruiformes; Gruidae
Gene: ADGRG2
Product: adhesion G protein-coupled receptor G2
Exons: 30
Coding region: 218-4318 (1366 amino acids)
Biological process (GO): adenylate cyclase-activating G protein-coupled receptor signaling pathway; cell surface receptor signaling pathway
Cellular component (GO): membrane
Molecular function (GO): G protein-coupled receptor activity
Source: RefSeq, a predicted model, not a curated record
AGCGGGCAGGGCGGUGGGCGGCGGCGUAGGGCGGGCAGUGCGGGACGGGACGGGCAGUCCUCUGGGGCCAGGUGAGCUGCUGCUGGGCUCUUGGGGGCAGAGGCGGCUGGAGGCGGCGGGCUGUCCAGGACGAGGAGAGAUCGGCAACGCGGCGGGGUGCGAAGGUCGAAGUCGCCCUGAGCUGCCGGGCUGAGGAGUUCACAGUGUUGCUAUUAAGAUGAUAGAACCUUCAGAUGAUAGAACCUGCAGAAUGGCUGCCUGGGGAAAACAGCACUGCUGUGUUGGCAGAAUACAGGAUAUUUUCUUGAGAUUCAGGAUUGUUCUAGCAGUCCUUUUACUUCAUUUGUUCCUGGCUACAGCAGGCAAAGAUCAGGAUUUCUUAGGACAAUAUAAAGCCGUCUUUAAGACUGCAUGCGAAGAUCCUUGGAUUUUGUCACCAAGAAUUUCUCUGCGUCCCUUGAAAGAAUUCUUUGUCUGUGUGCACCUCAAGCUAUAUUCCUCAAAUAGUCCCUGGACAGCGUAUGUAUACAAUCAAGAAACACCUCACGCCAAUCUCUCUGCAAAUAAGUAUGAUCUUGGCCUUACAGGAGAUCAUGGUAAAUUGAGGAUAUGGUUGUUUGGAAAUCAAAUAAAUACAACAGCAAGACUUCAUGAAAACACUUGGAAUGAGAUAUGUAUCCAGUGGAAAAGUGAAGAUGGGGAGAUGAAGGUAUUCAUAAAUGGAACAAAAAAAGUAAGCAAAAAACUAACUGGGAAAGUUAAUUUGCCUGGAAAAGGGCAGUUCUUACUUGGCUGUUCGAAGCUGCCAGGUACAGCUAUGUCACCUAACCUGGGUAUGACUGGGGAGCUGUACAUGUUCAGAAUGUGGGAUAAAGCAAAUAUAAAGCAAUCUCUGGACUGCAAAGAUAGUGGUGUUAUACGCUGGAGAAAGGAGGACUGGGUCUAUAAUAAGACAGUAGAAGAGGAUAACUCUUUGCCAUGUGUUAAAACUGCUGCUACGUUGCCUGGCAGAAAACAGAUAACAGCUGCAAAUUCAGAAGAAUCAUCUGCAACAACCAUUUCUGAAUCCUCUAUUGUUACUUUUAUCACCUAUCCUAUUAAUCCUUCAGAUAUGUCUUCAGAGGAGACUACACAAACUGCAGAAACUCUUAACAUCACUGAUUAUUACUCCACCGUAACACCAGCAGGAGAAACCAUUUUAUGCAACAUAACACGUGUCUGUAAUUUUUCAGUGUUCUAUGUGGGCAAGGUAAAACUUCAGGCAAGAGAAGAAAGUAACACAUCGCUAAGUGUAGAAAUAAUUAAUAACAUAACCAUCAACAAUCAAGUUACAAAAUUAAUUGCAAUUCCAGCACCUACCCUACAAGAAUUGAGAAUUUCAGAUUUCAACAAAACCUUGCAAGCAGUAAGUGAGUCUUCUGUAAUGGAAUGCAGUACAGAAAACCAGAGUAUACACUGCAAUUUCAUAAUGAAGCUGGCUGAGAGAGAGAAUAUAAGCAGUUUAACAGACAAAGCUGAAAUAAGCAAAAUUGAACAGUGCUGCUGUUCAUCACUGAAAUAUUGUUCCUUGAGUGCUGAAGAAUUACAAAUGUAUACUAUACAAGUGCCACCUCAUUCUAUAUGGGUUCCUUUCCCUCAUUCUCCUUCUCUCCCUAAAAAGACUCCCCCCAAAUCUAAUACUUUUAUUCCCCCAACUAUGUUUUCUACCAAACAAAGCCCCACAAUUAGACCACUGAUCCCACCAUUCACAGAAAUUUCUUUUUCUGGAACUCUCUCCACAUCUCCCACUACAAAUCCUCUCUCUGAAACUUCCACCACAUCAUCUACUGAAACUUCUGUGUCUUCCACCAGUGUUACCACUACGCUUUCCUCUUCUGAGUCUCUUGCUCAACCUACUAUACCAACUUUUCCUUCCAUAGCUUCUAAUAAAUCUGUCACUACUUCCACACCUGCAAUGAAAUCUGUCACUAAGGCCGCUUUCUCAAUUAAAUCUGAUGCUGCAUAUGUUAGCAAGCCUAUUACAAUAAUUUCUCCUUCUGUAGGUUUCACUAAACAUUCUGCAGUUUCCUCUUCUGAGCUUUCCCCCAAACCUCCAAUAGCAGUUCCCCCCUUUGAGACUACCACCAAAUCUGCUGCACAAAUUCAUCGUGCUACAGAUUCAACCCAGGUUAUUUCUGGUAACAAAAAUGUUACUGCAGGACCUAUUCUUCCCCUUACUCCUUUCACAAUAACUUUGACCCCUACUGUUAGUCCUGUCAACCGUUCUGUCUCAGCUUCUCAUCCUCAUUCUACUGCUGAUGGCCAUGGUAGCCUGCCUAAUGGGAGCACAGGAAAGAUACUAUCAUCUACCACAUACACAACUUCUGUAUAUACCACCAUUAAUACCACCACAGCUGAGCAAAUCGUGUCCAAAAUAGAAAAUGAUUUAGCAGCUGGAAAAGUAGAGCCUAAAGACGUAGAAAGGAUGGUUAGUGAGGUUAGCAAAGUCCUGACUGCUUCCCAACCAUUACCACCCCGAAUUUCUAACAGAAUUAUAAAACUGGUGGAUUAUAUUGGCUUAAAACUGAACUUUCCAACAACAUCUGCCGAUUUUGCCUCCCCUUCCUUGGCUCUGGCAGUUGUCAAAACCAAUAGCAUCCGCUCCAAUCAAAUGUCUUUUGCUGUCCAGGACUCGGCUGAUCUCCAGAUCUCUCUAGGUGUUGAUGCAAUUCAUGAUGUAAAUAAUCUUGGAUCUAUUAUGCUUCCUUCAUCACUGCUAACAAAUUUACCGCCUGAAGAGUUGGACUUGGCUUCCAGAAUUAUAUUCAACUUCUUUAAAAAGACCACUGUGUUCCAGGAUCUGUCCUUGAAGAAUGCAUCUUUAAUCAGCAAUGUUAUAUCAUCAAGUGUUGCUAACCUCACAGUUAGCAACUUAAAGGCAAAUGUUACUGUCACUUUACAGAAUAUCAAACCUAAUCAGGAUAAUUCAACAGUACGAUGUGUUUUUUGGGACUUUAAUAAAAAUGGUGGACAUGGAGGCUGGUCAUAUGAAGGUUGCAUAGUUAAAGAAAGUAGAGUAAAUGAAACAGUCUGUUCAUGCAACCACCUCACAAGCUUUGCAGUUUUGAUGAACUUGUAUGGAAAUACUCCUUUGAAUCCCACACAAGAAUUGGUACUGACUUUUAUAUCUUAUAUAGGCUGUGGCCUCUCUGCAAUUUUUCUUUCUAUUACUCUUGUGACCUACAUAGCCUUUGAGAAAAUCCGGAGAGACUACCCCUCCAAAAUCCUUAUUCAGCUGUGUGCUGCAUUACUUCUACUCAACUUAAUUUUUCUCCUUGACUCAUGGAUCGCACUGUAUGAUACACGAGGCCUAUGCAUUGCAGUUGCAGUAUUUCUUCACUAUUUCCUUUUGGUUUCCUUCACCUGGAUGGGCCUAGAAGCUUUCCACAUGUAUCUGGCCCUUGUGAAAGUCUUUAAUACCUAUGUACGGAAAUACAUUCUUAAAUUUUGCAUUGUUGGUUGGGGGUUACCAGCAGUAGUUGUGUCCAUCGUGUUGGCAGUAUCACCAGAUAAUUAUGGACUUAUCACCACUGGAAAGGUUUCAAUAAACAGACCUGAUGAAUUCUGCUGGAUUAAAAAUAGAGUUGUCUUCUAUAUUACUGCUGUGGGAUACUUUUGCCUGAUAUUCCUGAUCAACAUCAGCAUGUUCAUUGUUGUGCUGAUCCAGCUCUGUCGUAUCAAAAAGAAAAAACAACUUGGUGCUCAAAGAAAAACCAGUAUUCAAGACCUUAGGAGUGUUGCUGGCCUAACAUUCUUGUUGGGAAUUACUUGGGGAUUUGCUUUCUUCACAGUCAAUGACGUAUUUACUUACCUCUUUACCAUUUUCAACACUUUGCAAGGGUUCUUCAUUUUUAUUUUCUAUUGUGUAACAAAGGAGAAUGUCCGUAAACAGUGGAGAAGAUAUCUCUGUUGUGGGAAAUUCAGGCUGGCUGAAAACUCUGACUGGAGUAGAACUGCUACUAAUGGUUUAAAGAAGCAGACUGUAAAUCAAGGAGUAUCCAGUUCUUCCAAUUCCUUACAAUCAAACAGUAACUCCACUAACUCUACAACAUUGCUAAUGAAUAAUGAUUAUUCAGUGCACGCAAAUGGAAAUGGCCAUCUUUCCAGUGAGAAAAAUGGUGUUUCUUUCAGUGUACAGAAUGGUGAUGUGUGUCUCCAUGACUUUUCAGGCAAACAACUUGUAUUUCAAGAAAAGGAUGAUACAGGCAGCCAAAAAAGCCGUAUCUCACUCAGAAGGACUUCAAAGAGGGGAAGCCUAACUUUUAUUGAGAAAAUGUGAUUUCCUUUCAAACAGCACACUGUUUUACAGUGUGAAGUACAGAUUUACUUUAACACUUUUACAUAAUGUGAGCAGACCAAGAACUGAUUUUAUUUAAUAUAUGGUACUGGAACUUCAAGGCAGCCAUGCAAUGGAUUGACAAGGACAAUUUUUUUUUUUUUUUAAAGGAAGCUACUAUUUUGAGAAGGUAUCUUGGAUGUCGAAUUACAGCUGGCACAUUUCCCUUUUGAGUCUUCAUUAGAGGAUUUUUUGAGUUUUUUUACAUUUAAAGGAGAGUUUUGUUUAGACUUUUUUCAUUACAGCUAAGUAUCUGGAUAUAAUGCAUAAUAGUAUUGUAUAAAUGCAGGAAGUUACAACUUGAGAAACGAUGCUAUCUUUAAAAAUGUUAGCUACACUGUCUUCAAUGUUUUGUAUGUUGUAGUAGCAAACUAUAGUGAUGUACAUAAGCAGAAAAAUAUCAACCUUUAAGCAUCUUAAUGACACUUUUAUAUUUAUUUCUUGUAAUAUAAAUUUAAAUAUUCCUAUGUAUAGCAAAAUAAUUGGUAUUUUGUUUUAACUUUUAUUGUAAGUUUGCAUUUGUCUUUAAUUGAAAUAAUUAACUUUAACAUAGAAUGAUACAGAAGUUAAUUUGUUCAGUAAGUGAAAUCACUUACAGUGGUUUAAAUAUAUUCAGUAGAUACAGAACUGUAAAUACAAACACUAUCAGUCUUGAACCUUUAGCAACCUCUUAGUACACACACCACAGAGGGAUAGAAACUGGGUGUCGUCAAAGUAGAGUGCCAUGAAUGAGGGAGUGAUAAAGUAGUCAGUAGGUUAUUAAAUACAACUAAGUUACGUUAGUGGCUUGAGUAAGUCAAUGGGAACUUUUGCCAUUGAUUUCAGCAGGGUCAGUAUUUUAUCUUGAGUGGUGGCUCCAGAGAUUAAACACACUGCCAUUUCUUAUUGGCAAUGAUAGAGAAAAUUAGAGAAGUGUUAUUUUUUUGAAGAAAAAAUACAGAGAAUAAAUGCUGGUUGCUGUAUUUAGUAGCUGAGAAAUUGCUUGUUUCAUUGUGUGGCUGUUUUUUAAGGGGCAGCUCUUGAGCUAUUCUAAUGAGUAUUUCUGCUUGUAUUUUGGCCCUUGGUUGGCAAGCCACAUCCUGAGGGCCUAGCUCAGUAAUUCCUGAAGCAAAAUUUCAUUCCCUUUGUGCUAUUUAUCUGAAAAAGCUGGAUUUUGGCUCUUCGUGUACAACAGAGGAAAGAAAAUAGAGCCCAUGCAACAUCAUGAAGAUUCUUUCUGAACAGAAAUUAGCCUGAGCCCUGGUUGUGCCUCUUCUUCCUCACACGAGUGUGCAGCUGCGGCCAUUGCUUUUUUUUUCCUUGCGUUCUUGGUCAAAGGUUGGAUGCGCCUGGAGCAAGAGCUAGAACAAACUGCUGCCACACUGUGGAGUGCCAGCCCCUGCAGAGGGGAUUUUUUGAGGCAGAUGCUUGCUGGAAGGGAGCAAGGGCUUUGCUUUCCCAGAGGACACGGUAGGGAACCCUGGAAACACUCUUCUCAACAAAAAGCAUCAGUGAAAUGCCUCCUAUCUGGGGCUCUGUUGUAGUUCAGCAAUCGAACCUCUUCAGUACUCAAGCCCUCUUGUGGUUCUGUAUGCAACGCAUGGGUUCUUUUGGUCACCUGUGUCCAAGACUACUCUGAGUAUGCUUUUACAGUGAGAAUUUAAAGUAUUCGUUGUGUUUAUCCACAAGGUUUUAACUGCUUGUUAAUAAAAGACUGUACUGGAAUGCUAGUAGCUGGAAUGCAUUUCUGUGAAUGCUUUAACUAUUUGGCAAUUGCCUUUGCACUGUUUCUUGUAAAUUUAUUUAAUGUUCUUGUAUUUAUAUUUUCAACUGUAAAAAAGGUAAUAAAUUUACAGCAAGUACAACAUGUAAAAUAUAUAAACUUUGUCUUCUAGAUAACCGUGUUGUUAUAGUGGGCUGUGUUACAAUUCUUCAGAUUACAUGAGCUGCAGUAUGUAAUUACCUCUUGGAGAAAAUGCUGACUUAGCCCUUACAUUUAUUGUCUUCCACAUAUUUUACCUUUCAUGUUUCUAGCAGAUUUUUUUAGCAGAGAAAACCCUGGCAUAAGUCUGUCUAGUCAAUGCUUGUGCUCAGGUCUGCUGAAGCUCUUCCACAAGAAUGCUAUGAGCAGAAGCAUGUAGCUGAGUUUGGCUUCAGUAAUUAAAUUACCUAUGGAAACGCAUAUCCCACUGUCACUGACCUGCUUGGAGUCUUCUUUUGGUUUUACUUUUGCACACUAACAUAUGUUAGGAUUCUUUUAAUCAUUUUUACUUGAUUUAUUCCUGGAGGUGGGGAGUCUUUUCUGACUUUGCCACUUAAAAGCAUGCACAUACUGUAGUAAAAUUUUGCACACACAGCAGCAUAUUUUAGCUCCGUGAA